Molecule: messenger RNA, 883 nt
Organism: Melanaphis sacchari
Lineage: Eukaryota; Metazoa; Arthropoda; Insecta; Hemiptera; Aphididae
Product: NHP2-like protein 1
Exons: 4
Coding region: 421-819 (132 amino acids)
Biological process (GO): maturation of SSU-rRNA; mRNA splicing, via spliceosome
Cellular component (GO): U4/U6 x U5 tri-snRNP complex; precatalytic spliceosome; nucleolus
Molecular function (GO): RNA binding
Source: RefSeq, a predicted model, not a curated record
AAUACAAAUAUAAGUAGGUAGGCACUACUAUUUACCAACAAUAAGUAAUUUAUUAUUCAACUAGAAUACUGAACGACUGAACAGAAUAUCAUAAUAUUAUUUUGUUGUUUACUAAGUGAUAACGUUUGUUUACCGAGAGUAUUCUUUGCAUAUGGCGGCGUGUUUCACUGAUAACAAGAAGACGGCUAUCUAGUAUUAGUAUAUAUCUGUGAUAAUAAUAAAUCAUGAUAUUUAUUGUUAAGCCAUCGUCGACAUGGAGUAAACAACAUUACCUUGUAGAUUCAACCUAACCUGUUAUACGUUAACAUUGCUCGUUUCGUUAGCGCGAUAUUCGUAAUUGAAAACAUUUGCCGUUUCAACAAUUGACGCUCGAAUCGAUUCCAGUUAUUAGUAGUCAUCGAAUGCAAUUUUUUCAAAGUAAUGGACGACCAGAAAAUCUUGCCAGAUGUUAACCCUAAAGCAUAUCCUUUGGCUGAUCAGCAGUUGACCAAACAAAUUUUAAACUUGGUUCAACAAGCAAUGAACUAUAAACAAUUACGUAAAGGAGCAAAUGAAGCCACUAAAACUUUAAAUAGAGGUAUUGCUGAGUUCAUAGUUUGUGCAGCAGAUGCAGAACCAAUAGACAUUUUGCUACACUUGCCUUUGUUAUGCGAGGACAAAAAUGUGCUAUAUGUUUUUAUUAGAUCAAAACAAGCAUUAGGCCGAGCAUGUGGUGUUUCAAGGCCAGUCAUAGCGUGUUCCAUUACCACUGAUGAAGGUUCACAAUUACGGUCUCAAAUACAACAAAUUCAAGCUGAAAUUGAGAGACUUAUGGUUUAAUUUUGUACACAUUUUAACAUUUGUCAUACUGAAUUGGGAAUAUUAAUAAUAAUAAUAUUACAUC